Messenger RNA from Penaeus monodon (black tiger shrimp), 936 nucleotides. Its product is annotated as ADP-ribosylation factor-like. Gene Ontology annotation, biological process: intracellular protein transport; vesicle-mediated transport. The coding region runs from base 91 to 642 and encodes 183 amino acids. Gene Ontology annotation, cellular component: cytoplasm. Lineage: Eukaryota; Metazoa; Arthropoda; Malacostraca; Decapoda; Penaeidae. The record is from RefSeq and is a predicted model, not a curated record. Gene Ontology annotation, molecular function: GTPase activity; GTP binding. The transcript is spliced from 4 exons.
ACAAGACACAUUCCUUAGAACAGAGUCAGUGGCAGCUUGUGUAGUUAGGUGUUUCAGGGCGUGAUUUGCAGACAGGGCGUUAGCUCAGUGAUGGGGUCGAUCUGUACCCGAAGUGAGGAUAUGGGUGUGUCAAGUUAUAUGCCUUCGAAAAUUCUUAUUGCUGGUCUCAGUGGUGCAGGGAAGACUACCUUCCUCUACAAACUGAAGACUGGAAACGUGGCUCUUAUGGAACCUACUGUUGACUUCAACAUCGAAACGGUCUCAUACAGAAACUUCAGCUUCACGAUGUGGGACAUAGGAGGCCAGACAGUGACGCCGGAACUGUACAAAUACCAUGUGCAUGAGAUCGCUGCCAUAAUAUACGUUGUGGACAGCAAGGCCUCGGAUCGGUUGGAUGAGGCGAGAAGGCAACUGGACAUGGUGCUCAGCAACGACGAAAUCUCCGGGAUACCCCUGCUGGUGCUGGCCAACAAGCACGACCUCCCCGGGGCGACCUCAGUUGAGCUGCUUUGCGAGGCCCUGACCCUCCGCCACCAGACCCGACCUUGGCACAUACAGCCCACCAGCGCCGUGACGUCACAGGGCAUUGACGAGGGUAUGGACUGGCUUCUUACUGAACUUACACGCAAGCCAUCUAUCUGAUGCUUUGCUGGCUUAGAGGGACUGGCUUAUUAGUUAUUAUUUUUUUCGAUUGUUAUGUAUUUUUUGUUUUUAUUUUUAGGUUAGGUUAGGUUAUAUUUGCUUAGGUUAUGAUAGAGCUGGCUUUUCAGGCCUAUGAUGGUGCUUAUGAGAUUUGCAAUUGAUUUGUAGUCUAUGCUGCUGUGGUGUAUACAAAAAUACCAUUGCUGAACUGUAUAAUAAAAAUACAUUCAUGAUCUUGUCUUAUUCGGAUUUUAUUCCCAUUUUAUCAAUUAGAUUUCAUUCUUCUCAUUGUCU